UUACAGGAUUUCCAUGACAACCAACCUAAACGCUGCAGGGGAUCUUGUCCUUGCAACAAGAGCAGCUUGUACUUGCCUUGUACUUGUACAAGCUGAGCUGAGCAAGAUGGAGAGAAUGUCUACAGUGACCACUACUGAGACUCGAAAUGACUUGCAUCUGACAUCAACUGGAGUCAGUCAUGCAAUCAGAGACACAGUGCAGUCACCGCAAUUCAAUGCCACUCGGACCAACCCUUUACCUCCGAGUUUGGCAGCUCCGAGAGUGGACCCUCGUCUCACGGACACCUACCAGACGACCACAGGCACUGUCCAUUGCUACCAGCCCUCAGGCACUAUUCUGAGCCACCCCACUCACAAGAAAGCAGCUGGUAACUGGAGAGUCGAUUACACCUUAGACACAAUCAAUAAGCUCAGCGUGAAGCCAUGGCGACGGCCUUUGGUGAUGGGGAACCAGUGCAGUGAGAUGAAGGGAUCCUAUAAGGCAAAACCUGAGACAAUUUCCAGCAUCAUAAGCCAUUCUGGCAACCCACAACCUCCCAUGUUGGCAGACCAUUUCUGUGAAGGGCCUACUAAGGGUUUGCAUUCGUCGACAGUAAACAAAGCACUGCAGGGAAGGUCUUUCAUCCCCCAGAACCAGGCCGUGCUCGACAGACUAGAGCCAUAUAUGACCACUAACCACUGGUACCACAGGACAUUCAGUGGGGGAGAGCUCAAAAAGUACCCCAAGAAAGAUGUCGCCACCUACUGGCAGUGUGAAAAUUACCCAAAGGCAUGGGGCCAUGGUAUGAAGGAGAACCCUCUUCCUCGUAAACUUUCAAGAACAGAUCCUGGACCAAUGAGAGACCGUACACUGUUCAGAACAGGCACCAUCAUACCACGACUACCCGGCUCUCCUCAGCCCAUAGCUAGUGGUCUCAUGAGUUUGUACUCGGACAUGUACAAGAUACCGUCAGAGAAACAAAGGCAACAGAUUUUUCACUGCUCAGUGAAACCAUUCACACAAGUUGACGCUCCUGACAAGACGAUGCUCCAGGCAGUCCCCGGCAUGUACAAGACUGUCAACAUGACCUAUGGCACUGGACCCCCCCAAAUAGCAUAAAAAGCAUGGCUAGCUAGUUUACUACUUACUGAGUGGUGUAUGGUGUAUAUCUACAUGAUUUUUUAUUGUACUUA
Molecule: messenger RNA, 1173 nt
Organism: Halichondria panicea
Lineage: Eukaryota; Metazoa; Porifera; Demospongiae; Suberitida; Halichondriidae
Product: stabilizer of axonemal microtubules 3-like
Exons: 7
Coding region: 14-1099 (361 amino acids)
Source: RefSeq, a predicted model, not a curated record